AUGCGCAUCACCUGCUCUGCUAUCGAUUUCCCAUUGUACAAUUUGUUGUGCCUUGGCGCUAUUUGGAUAGGUGUUACAUCUGCACUACCAUCAGCGGAACUACCCGACCAUGGAUCGGCAGCGGCAGCGGGAAGCCUGAACUCAAUAAUAUUGGAGCCAAACUCUAACUCUGGUACAUCAACAAAUGCUGCGCCUCCGCCGGCUGUCCGAUCACGCCCUCUUAACUUGAUACCUUCGCGGCCUAUUCAGUCUACCCUCAGCAGUCUGUCCUCCACAUUAGGGCCCAUAGCUCUGACGGUACCUUCACCCGUUAUCGUCACAACAGCGCCUUUGCCAUCCUCAGUCGUAGCACUCAACCCGCCAUACGCAUUGCUAACAGAUGUGACAACCAUAUCAACCUCGUCUCAAGGAAAUGCUACAGGGACGCUACCAAUGAUAUCGACAGUUCAAGGCCUAAGACCAAUCCCACCAGCCGUGACGGAGGUUGGAGACCCGAAUGGCCAUCAUGAGAUUCCUGAGCCCAACUUCAGUUCUACACGGCCAUGCAGAGGAUGUUCGCCAGUAUAUGAGAUACCUGCAACAGGGUGGCUUGAUACCCCGGUCGGAGAACAACAUGGCUCUACUAUCCAAGAAGCGCCUGCGCAAGCAACCACGGAAAGACCUCCGCAGGUAACGAUAUCGGCUGGUGCGUCCGACAUUGUCGUCGAUCAAGACCCAAGCGGUGGUGGUUUUGUAGUAGGGGGUUCUCUUACUCUGACGCCUGGCGACACCGUUACCAUUGGAAACACACCUGUGGCGAUCGAGACCUCAGAUGGCAAGACCAAGAUCGUCGUUGGUACUACCAUCAUCUCGUUGCUGCCUUUCCAGUCCGCAGCUACGGAUGUGCCCGUCUCGCAACCACCGAUACCACUUCCACCAAUACUCACUAUUGGUACCAAAACCAUCGCACCAAAUUCGCAGACACAGUACGUGAUCGCAGGUCAAACCCUUCUUCCUGGAGGCGAACCACUUACGAUAUCUGGCACAACACUUGCCCUCGCAUCUUCCGCAACAGCGCUCAUCGUCAACGGAAGAACGACCAGUAUCACCCCGAUCUUUGGCAACGUAUAUACCACAGUUGCAGCUGCUUUAACUUACGGAAAUCAUAUCUACACGCCAAAUCGCGCUGGCUACAUUGUGAUGGGUCCUGGUACAACUCUUGUUCCAGGCGGCGCCCCCGUCACUGUAAACGGCACGACGCUGAGCCUAGAUCAUAGCGGAACUGCUGUAGUCGUACAAGGAGCUACGAGAACCCUUCAACCCAUUACUACAAUCGCCACAUUGACGAGGGAGCCAGAUCCGUUGGGGACAGGGUGCGGUGUAAGUGGAGGGAGCUAUCACGGGCAGUCGAACGGCUAUUUGUACCCCACAGGAGGCCCGGUUAUCGCUGGUACGGUACGAGCCCAUAGUACGAUCGCAGGAAGCUGGCCGGCAGGCUUGCUGUUGCUGGUCUGGUGGGGUGUGGGGAUUCUCACAACCCGACUAUGA
Molecule: messenger RNA, 1527 nt
Organism: Alternaria burnsii
Lineage: Eukaryota; Fungi; Ascomycota; Dothideomycetes; Pleosporales; Pleosporaceae
Exons: 3
Coding region: 1-1527 (508 amino acids)
Source: RefSeq, a predicted model, not a curated record